GAAAAUAGCUAUGGAGUCUGUUUGUGAUGAUGAUCAAGAACGGUUCUGUGCGACUCCUAAACUGCCUCUCUUCUCGAUUCCGUUAAACAGAACAUCUUGUGAGACUCCUGGCCUAGCGACGCCUCCUGUAAACAUCGCCGGAUCAGUCCCGUUUAUAUGGGAGGAAGCUCCGGGAAAGCCACGCGUUUCCGAUGAGAACAAACCGCCUUUGUCCAAGGAGAACGCCGUGCGGUGCCUUGAGCUUCCACCGAGACUGGUUUUGCCACCAGUCGUGAAUGAUCGAUCUCCGACAACAGUUCUUGAUGGUCCUUACAACGUUUUACAACGCCGCUCACUGUCGUUGACAAGGAGAAGCGAGAAAGACACUGAGUGUAGAUUUGACUUUUCACGUUCCACGAACGGUCGCUGCUGCGAUGAGGGCGGCACAACGGUGAAGAUAAGUAGAGUUAGAAGAAAAGGAAGUCUUCUGAAUCUUUCUCAUUCCAAAUCGCAGUUCUUGGCAAGGGUUUACAAAGGGUUAAAGCAUGUGAUUCCAUGGAGGCGUAGGCAAGAUAAUCUUCCAAGGAUGAGUUCUUCCAAUAUCUAA
Messenger RNA from Eruca vesicaria subsp. sativa (arugula), 586 nucleotides. NCBI's taxonomy places the organism in Eukaryota, Viridiplantae, Streptophyta, Magnoliopsida, Brassicales, Brassicaceae. The record is from the annotation of a GenBank genome assembly.